Molecule: messenger RNA, 1144 nt
Organism: Suillus paluster
Lineage: Eukaryota; Fungi; Basidiomycota; Agaricomycetes; Boletales; Suillaceae
Product: glutathione S-transferase C-terminal-like protein
Exons: 5
Coding region: 256-975 (239 amino acids)
Cellular component (GO): cytoplasm
Molecular function (GO): glutathione transferase activity
Source: RefSeq, a predicted model, not a curated record
GCUGCUAUCCGCACGGGCCAAUUAGCCACGAUGAUUCAGAUCUGUCAGCGCAGCUCCCAGGGCCCAGGCUCGAUUGCGUCAGAUCUUAUCACCCCGCGCGCAUAUUCCGAAGUAGUAGGUUCAUCAAUCAUCAUUUAGUCAUGCGCAGCUCGACCCAAGUAUAAGUAUCUCAGCUUGAGACUACAUUAAGCUUAUCGAAUCUCCCACCUCUAACACGCUGACGACUAGUACUUACCAGCGUCCAGCAUUCCCCACAUGGCCCCAGAACAGAUCACCCUUUACACUGCGAAGAUAUGUCCCUACGCUCAAAGGACUGAAAUUGCCCUUGCCGAGGCCGGCGUUCCGUUCAAAAGAUACGAGAUAGAUCUGGCGAAUAAGCCAGAAUGGUACGCUCCCAAAGUGAACCGUGCCAGCAAGGUACCGGCUAUUGCUUAUGGUGGUCCCGAUGUACCCCCAGAGAGUCCUUCUCCCAAGUCCAUCAAAUUGGCAGAGUCUCUUAUCCUCGUCGAGUUCAUCGGUGAUUUGUACCCCUCCUCCAAUAUCGUACCUGCGGACCCUGUUCUUCGCGCCCAGGCCCGUUUCUUCAUCGAGAUCGUAUCUACUAAAUUCAGUCCCAAUUUCAUGAAGUUUGCAACCGGCAAUCCGGAAACCACCCAUGUCACUGUCCUCACCGGUGUGGAUGCCAUUCAGGACAUUUUACCUGACGGAGCAAAAUACGCUGUUGGCGACCAAUACACUAUUGCAGAUAUCGCAUUCACGCCGUUCUGGGCAAGACUGAAUUUGAUAUUGCAGAAAGGAAUCGGAGCCUACAAAGAUGAGGAAAGAAAGAGCUUUUUGAAGGCUCUGGAGGACCCCAAGUACACGAAAUUUAACGGAUACGUGCAAAGGUUGCUGGAAAGGCAGAGUUUCAAAUCUACAUUCCACGAGGAUAUCGUGGGAGAGGUCUUCACGAAGAGGUUCGGCUUGGCCAAAUAAGCGGGACUGUACAUCAGAGGACAUCGUUGGAUCGUGUACCAAUAAACAUUAUCAAUUAUCGUUGAGACUUUUUUCUACUGAACGGUCGAAGGACCCUUUGAUUAGCAAGGGCACAAAUCCCGGUCAUCGUUCUACGAUGGGACACAUGCCGAGUGAGACGAUUGGCAAA